AUAAGACACACGCGGACAAUGAACGGGAGAGAAGGACCGCAGAUGAAAGCCCGGACUGUCAAAUGGGUCGUGCACGUACCGGCGGAGGACCCGGAGCUCGAGCGGAUGCCGCUCGAGAGCCAAGUCGCCCACGUCAAGUAUGAACGGGAGGACGUGCAAAAGAAAACUUUCACCAAAUGGAUAAACUCGCAGCUUCUCAAAUACCAGCACGAUCCAGUGGCGGAUCUGUUCUUGGAUCUGCGAGACGGCAACAGGUUGCUUUCACUCCUCGAAGUCUUGACGACCAAAUCAUACAGACGCGAGCGCGGCCGCAUGCGAGUCCAUCACUUGAACAAUGUAAAUAAAGCCCUGCAAAUAUUGGAACAAAACAAUGUGAAACUCGUCAAUAUUAGUAGUAACGACAUAGUCGACGGCAAUCCGAAAUUGACCCUCGGUCUCGUCUGGAGUGUCAUUUUGCACUGGCAGGUACAUUACCACUUGAAGGACCUUAUGUCCGAGCUACAGCAGACCAACCUGGAAAAAACUCUGCUCGCCUGGUGUCGGCAAACGGUUCAAAAUUACGAGGGCGUGGACAUAAAGAACUUUACGACCUCGUGGUCGGACGGGCUGGCGUUCAACGCGCUGCUGCACAGGUGGAAGCCGCAGCUCUUUGAUUUCGGCGCGAUCGCCCGCAAACACCCGAACGCGAGGCUCGAUCACGCGUUCCGGCUGGCCCAGGAGCAGCUCGGCAUCGAAAGGCUCCUCGACCCCGAAGACGUCAACACAUCGGUACCGGACAAGAAAUCGAUACUCAUGUACGUGACGUGUCUCUUCCAAUCGCUGCCUCACUCCGGACAGGACAUCGAGGGGAUCGACAUCUCGGCUGCCAGCGACUCUGGAUCCACGGCCACGACCCCCGGCAUCGAGCAAGCGCCGGUGACGUUCGCUCAGUUCCCGAUGUUCGAGCCGCCGAGCUCGCGGCCGCUCAGUCUGGCGACCAACGUUUCGGUCGAGCUGGGUGGUUACCAGGUCGCCCUGGAGGAGGUGCUCACGUGGCUGCUGGAGGCCGAGGACGUGCUCAGCCACGCGGCGGAGACUGCCUCGAGUCUCGAGCUCCUGAAGCGCCAGUUUCGCGAGCACGAGGCCUUCCUGGUCGAGCUGUCGGGCCACCAGGACGGCGUUGGGGCUGUCUUGGAGGAAGGCGAGCGGCUCCUGGCCGAUGGCCAGCUACAGAAGGACGAGGAGCACGAGGUGCGCGUCCAAAUGGGCCUGUUGAAUUCGCGCUGGGAGAACUUGCGCAAGCGCGCCCUCGACCGCCAGGCCAGGAUCCAUCAGACCCUCAUGGAGAUGCAGCAGACUCAGCUGGACGGGCUACGGCAGUGGCUGACCAAGACCGAGGACAGGAUAUCACGGCUGGCGAGUCUUGAGAACAGCUCGCCCCUGGGGGAGCAGCUCAAGCAGCUGCACGAGCUCGAGGGGGACAUCGAUAAUCAGCAGACCAUCGUUGAUGGCUUGAAAAACAUGGUCAUCGUCGUUGACGAAGAAAACUCGGAGACGGUGUAUGCUCAGAUGGAGGACCAGUUGUCAGCCCUCGGGGAGAGGUGGACCCACAUAUGCCAGUGGCAGCAGAAGCACCAGCAGAGCUUGCGGGCAUUGGCUGCGUUUCUGAAGGACGUGGAGGAUGAUUACGAGAGGCUCGUGUCUUGGCUGAACGAGGCCGAGAUGAGGCUGAAGCAGAUGGAGGCGGCGAUGGCCAGUGAGAUCGGCCAGGUGCUCGAGCGGAUCGGUAAACUUAAGUCGCUCAAGAAGGAGAUGAAUCUCGUACGGAAGAAGCUCGCCGCCUUGCAGAAGGCUAUUCAGGAUUUCGAAGGGUACGAAAUGAGUCCCGAGUGCAUGGGGAUGCUUCAAAAGUUGGAAAAUCUAGAGGACAGGUGCGAGGCUGUCGAGCAGAUCUUGCAAGUUCAGAGUCAGAGGAUAUCGAGUCAUGGAUUUGAAGUUGAUUUAUCAAAUACCGAUGUGGUUUCGAACCCUGCGGUCGAUUGGAUCAACGAAUCGAUUAUUGGAAAUGCCCAGAAGGAAGAAUUGGGGUCACCGUUGCACAGCAGUUCAAAGAAACGCAAAAUGGAUAGUCCAAUAAGAACAGACUUUAAUACGUCCUUGGAAAACUUGUACAGAUUUUUGGAUGUCUUUGAUCUAGAGAUAAGUCAAUUCGACCGUGGUUUUGAUAAGCUUACCUCGGACGAAAAGAAGAUUUCAUACAAUGAAAAUCUCGAGCAGAUGAAAUUGCAUCAGAGCGAUUAUGACACGACCAUGCAAUUGGGUAAGCGUUUGAUCGAAGAUAUGCAGAAAGCUAACGAAAACUGCGAUGAAGAGGAGGCUAAAAUUAAAAAUAUCGAGGAACUCUGGUCGUCGCUUAACAGCAGGCUCGAAGAGGUCAAGAGGAAAAUCGAUUUUUCGCUCAAGAUAAAGGAGUACAGAGUGGAGUUGACGAGUUUGCGAUUACUGUUGGACGGGCACACCAAGUGGUUAGACGCUAAUCGCGAAAACAGCCACGUUGAACUAUUCAGUGUAAAGGUAAAGUCGAUGAGGUCUUGUGAGGAUCGCAUUGAAAAAUUGACAGUUACCACGAAUGAACUCUCAAGUGAAGAGAAUACUGAGGAAGUAUCCUCUCUUAAAUCGGACGUGGACAAAUUAGUUACGGACUGGAAUAAUCUUUUGAAAAAAUUAUCAGAUCGGGCAAACGAAUUGAGUAACGCCGUUGAUAAGACACCGUCAAAGAAGUACACCGAAACUGUUGGUAACUUGUUAUCUUUCAUAAACAACAUCGAAGGUGUGUUGCUGUCGGAACACGCUGUAAUAUCAGACGAGACAACUAUGAACGGAAAAAUCAAAAGAUUCAGAGAACUGCAAAAUUCUUUAAAGUCUCAUCAGAGUAAUUUUGACUAUGUGAAUAAGGUGGGCCAGGAAUUAAUUUCGAAAACAAACGGAGACGUCCAGGGAGACAAAGUCAAGGAGGAGCUUCAAGAUCUAAACACUAAAUGGAGCGAUAUACCGAUCAUUUUGGAAGAACGGCUACAGAAGCUCUCAAAAGACAUCGAGUCCCUAAAGGCGUUCAAUAAAGAUCUCGCGAGUCUCGAGGAUUGGCUCGACAGAGCCACAGCGCGUUUGGAAGAAAUUUCCAAAGACUCGACCGUAAAGGACGUAGAGACAACAGAGUACAAGCUCCAGCAGAUCCGCGAACUUUCCGAGGACAUAAACAAGACAAAACCGAGGAUAGAGAAUUUACAGACGACCACGAAUACUCUGCUCGAGAAUUCGGAGCCGAAUUUCGCGAGCAUCCUAAACGAGAAGCUCGAGAAUGUGUCGUUCAAGUGGAAUGCCGUUGUCGACGAAACUAAGAUACAGGGCGACAAGUACGAGAACGCUUUGAGGAAAAAUGACGAGAUCAUAAACGGAAUCGAGGACUUUACCAAAUGGCUCGCGAAUCUCGAGACCGAGAUUCCGGUCGAGGGCAAGGUCACGUCGUCGGUGGAGCUAUUCCAAGCUCGCGGACGCUAUCAGACUCUUCAGGACAAGGUCGAUCGUCGAGUCGAGGAGUUCCGUAAUUUAAACGAACUCGGGAGCGACAAACUUUUAAGCUCCGAGGGCUCGUCUGUGCACGAACUUGGUCGGCGCUUCACUUACCUGAACGCUCGUUGGACCGACGUGACCGAUCGCAUCUACGAGCGCUACAAGCACUUCCAGAACGCCAGUCAUGAGUACGGGGAGUUCAGAGCUUUGGUGGCCCAGGAGAGCGACUGGCUGGACAAGCUCGAGAAGAGACUGCGCAAGUCGAGCAAAAAUGCCGCCGACGCCGAGGACAUUUCAGAGGAGCUUGACGACCUCGAGAAUUACAUAAGGAACCACCCGGACUCGCGGUUUGAAAAAUUGCAGGACAUUGGCAAACAGCUCAUCGACAAUGACAUUAUGACUCAGUCCAUCCGAUCGGACGUGGAUACGCUCAUCGAUCGCUGGCAGGAACUGAACAAGCAGGCUAGCGAGCGUGCCAAGCUGCUGGAGGGAUCGGUGAAGCAGGCCCAGCAGUCCGAGGGCCGGAUCCUCGCUCUUCAGCAUUCCUUAACGCAAGUAGACUCGGUACUAACCGCACGGCUUGACUGCGAUCUCACCGCCGACGAUUUGCCUCACGACUACCAGAAACUGCUCGAGGAGAUGGACAGCCAACAAUCGACCCUCGACGAAAUGACGGCGCAGGUGGAGGCGUACAAGGCCGCAGGCAAGCAGGAGGCGGCCCAACGGCUUCGGGAACAGAUGAGCUUGAUCCAACAAAAGUUCGACGAGGUGCAGGCCAAGUUCCAGCGCUUCCGCAGCCCGGCUAACAUCGAGCCUCGUCUGUCGCGGGCUCUGCGCGAGUUGCGAGGAAUCGAGGAGGCCACUUGCCUGCUCGAGCUGGCUACCGAAGAUCCGGAAGCCAUUGAACGACAGCUCAAGCACUGCUUGCGGUUCUAUCAAACUUUGAGCGAAAUCAAGGGAGAGAUCGAAAGUAUUAUCGUUGCUGGUCGAAAGUCAAUCGAGGAAUCAUAUGCUGACGAUCCCGACAAGUUUUCCAAGCGCAUCGAUACCCUCAAAGAAUUGUACAACAAGCUUGGCACUCAGAUAGCUCAGUCCAAAGCGAUGCUCGAGUCUGCGUUGGACAUGUCCCGUGACAUGCACCAACAGAUUUCUUACUUAAACAUGUCCAUUGAGAGCAUCAACAAGGAACUUGAUACCCAAAGACACAGACCGGACCUUCCAGUUAACGCAAUAUACGUUACCGAAACUCUAACGGAGGUGAUACCUCGAUUAAACACAAUUAAGGAUCAGCUCUUCCAGACGCAAGACGAUUUUUCAAAGCUCUGCGAUCCGGCUUACCUGGAGCAGCUUAAGGAAAAACUCAGCGAUAUCAUUGAUAGACUUGCUAAUACGGAAAAGCGAUUGCGGCUCUGCCAUGGAUCCGAGGAGGAACCAAACGUGGACGAAAUAAAUGCUUGGUUGUCGCUAGUUGAGAAUAAGUUGAACAAAUUAGAUAACGUGCCAGUGGAACAGCUCAACGAUAAACACUUUGAACAGUGCAAGUCUAUUCAGACAGAAAUAAUGGAAACCAAGCCUAAGAUAAUACAGCUGCAGCGCUAUUCUUACUACUCCAAAGUAGCCGAAGUGUGUAAGAGAUGGGAAGACAUUUCCAACAGAAUUCAGAUGGAAAAAGAAAAGUGUCAACAGCGCGCAACGAGCAGUGUCCAUCAAGAGCACAAUGUGUCAAGCGAGAGAAAAUCGCCCCUGAAAACUGGCCGAGUUUCAAGAGCCGCUCUGGAAAAAGAAAUCCGCGAGUUUGAGGAUCUGGCGCAGCAGAUGCUCAGCCGAAUGGAUAUCAUGCUGAUGACCGUCGGUGGAGUCACGAACGAGCGAGAUCCUGCCAAGCGUCUCGAGAUCCUAAAGGCCGAAAUAAGUUGUCUGGCACCGGACGCGGCAACGUUAAUCAGCCGCGGGGAUGGUUUGGUGCUGACAGUCCAUUCGAACGAUCCCAACCGAGCGGAGAGGAUCAAACACGAUCACCAGGACCGUUUGCGCGCCAAGUGGCACCAGGUGAUGCAGGAGUGCGAGACAAAGCGGGCUCAGGCUCUCAGGGCCGAGGACGCGCUACGGUCGUACGAGCGUCUGGUGUCCGAGCUGGAGGACUGGUUCCGUUUGGCGCCGCAGAAGCUGGAACAGGCGAACAACUACGAGGGUCAACUCGAGGCUUUUACCAUAGAGUUCGACGCCAGGCAGGAACAGGUGAAGAGACUGGGUCAGCUGCUACAGGAACUCAAGAGGUUGAACGUAGCGCACAACGAGACGGUGUACUAUGGCAUUAGCAACAGGUGGCAGGAGAUCAGUUCGCAGUUCAAGAGGUUCAGCGGCAGCAAGGACAAGGAAAAGCAACACACGGACAAGAAGGUCGAGCUGCCUAUCGGUGGCAUUACCGUCCAAGACUUUUUGGCGCGGGCCAACAAAUUGCGCGAGGCCAUCGCGACUCUGUCCAAGUCCCUAAACUCGACGCCACUGAACGGCAAGGACUUUGAGCUGUUCACGGAUCAGGACGAGUGUCUGAAGAAAAUCAGCAACGCUCUGAACAUGCUGAAACCGAGCGUCGAGGAGAUGAACUACCUGUGGGAGAACCUGGCCGAGAACGAGCAGGCCCGUCACCACAACGACAACCUCAAGAAAGAGUGGACGAUGGUGAACCAGUGCUACGUCGAGCGGUACAAUCGCUGGGCCAAGUGCAACGAGAAGCUCAACGAGCUGAGGAACGCGUGCUGGAACUUUGACGACACCCUGCUCAAGAUGGAGGUGACGGUCAAGGAGAUUACCGUCAAUCCGCAGAACAAGCUCAGCAAGGCCAGAAUGACGGAGCUGGAUCACGAGAUGCCCAGGAUGGUCAAGACCAUGAACGGGAUCGGUGCGACGAUCGCCGACAUCAAGAUUAGAUCGUCGCCCGGGGACAUCAGGGACUGGCAGCGUGUUAUUGACGAUCUCAAGACCAGGUGGCAGGGCUUUGUUACCGACUGGAACAUACUAAAGAGCAGGAUGACGGUGAUGGGCAAGCAGAGGGGACCCAAACAGAUACUUGACGGAGGCGCGAAUCUAGUGACGCAGGUGAACUCGCUCCUCGUCUCCACGGCCAAUCCGUCCGACGACACGUCCCUGUCGAUCCGACUGUCCAUGGUUAAGGCUCGAGAACAGGAGCUGGCCGAUCAGAUAAAGGAAGUGCAGACGCUCAAGAGCCAACAGCAUGCCGACGUCAGCGAGGACGAGUGCAACAAAUUAAUCGGUAGCCUGGAAAAGGCCCACGGAGGUAUCUCGGCGCACAAGGAGUACGUGGAGAGCAAGUUGACGUCGCUCAAGAAGUACGCGCAAAGUUUGGACGGCGUCAUGGCCUGGGUCGCGGAGACCCGUUCCAGGCUCAACCAGGCGCGCGAGCAACACCAGCGCGAGCUCAGGCUCAAGACCAUCGACGACGUCAUGGCGAGCGUCGAAGACCGGCAGAUGGAAGUGAAGGACGUGCUGGAGAACUACACGAAUCUGGAAAAAGAGUGCGAGUCCGCCAAGCAGACCGUCUCCAUCGAGCUUCAAGAAAAAUUGAAGAAACUGAGGGAUGACUGGAACCACUUGAAAAAUCGCAGCGACCUGGAUAACGAGUUGUCGUCACCUGUUUCUCAACUUCAACGCAAAGAAAAAGAACGAAAUGUAGGCGCUUCGGCGAGCAGCAGCGAGCCGUCCCAGUCAUCGACAGCCGGUCCAGCGGUGGCUGCUGGCUCUCCCGGCAAAAGUGCGGCUGGUACCGCUGCCACCAGCCCGGGAGCGAGUAGCGUCACUGGUGCCUCCCUUUCGGACGCCGCCACUGCGCCCCUGACGCCUCUCGACAGGCAACUGCUUCAGAUACGUGACUGGCUCACGGCUAAAGAAGACAUGAUACGCCAACAGGUUGUCGUGGUCGGCGAUGUCGACAACAUCCUCCAGCUCAUCGACAAACAAAAGGUCAAAGUUCUUUCUUUAGAAAGAAAAAAAAAAAAAAAAAAUGAGCUAAUGACUUGUCCGGAGAGGAUGCGAAGCGAUUUUUCGCGGAGUCAGUUACGCGCGGAGAUGACAAAGCUGCGCGAGCACUGGGACGAGACGAAUUCGAAGGUGAUGCAGCGUAAAACACAGCUGGACGCGAUGCUGGGCGACAGCCAGCGAUUCGAGGCCAAGCGCCAGGAGGUCGAGGUCUGGCUCUCGAGAAUGGAGACGAAGCUCGAGCGUAUGCGCUCAGUUGGACAUACGGCCGAUGUACUCGAGGCCCAGCUGCGAGAGCAAAAGUCAUUCCACGCCGAGCUGCACCAGUACAAGCACCAAAUCGAGCUUUUCAACUCGCUCACGCAAAAGCUCAUAGCGGUCUACCAGCAGGACGACACGACGCGCGUCAAGAAACUCACCGAGACGAUAAACCAGCGUUACAACAAUCUCAAUACCAGCAUCAUCAAUCGAGGCAAGCUGCUCAACUCGGCAAUGAACUCGCUGCACAACUUUGACCGUUCUCUGGACAAGUUCCUCGCCUGGCUGAGCGAGGUCGAGUCGUCGACGGAGACACUCGAGGUCGAGGCUGAUCGGCUAUGCGGACGCAGGGAUCAGCCUGCCAUCGCUCGGGCCCAGCUGCAGCUUAAGGACCUCCAGUCGGAAAUCGAGACGCAUCAUGAUGUUUACGCCUCGCUCAACGGCACCGGGCGCAAGCUUCUCAGCUCGCUUGCAAGCCAGGACGAUGCUGUCAUGCUCCAACGUCGGCUCGACGAGAUGAACCAGCGGUGGCACCAUCUCAAGGCGAAAAGCAUGGCCAUCAGGAAUCGGCUGGAGAGCAACACGGAGCACUGGAACGCGCUGCUGCUGUCGCUGCGCGAGCUCAUCGAGUGGGUGAUACGGAAGGACACCGAGCUCACGGGCUUGGGGCCCCUAUGCGGCGACAUUCCGGCUCUGCAGAAGCAGCAGGACGACCACCGCGCGUUCCGGCGCCAGCUCGAGGACAAGAAGCCGGUCGUCGAGAACAGCUUGCUGAGCGGCCGGCAGUACAUCGCCAACGAGCCACCCCUAUCGGACACGUCCGACUCCGAAGUCGGUCGCGACCUGGACGGCGACCUACGUUUCAGGAGCGCCGAGGAGCAGGCGCGCGAGCUCACGCGCAGCAUCCGCCGGGAGGUGAACAAACUAUCCGAGCAGUGGAACGCCCUGAUCGAACGCAGCGACACUUGGAAGCGGAAGCUCGAGGACACCGUAGCGAAGCUAUGCGUUUACCAAAAAUCCUUGGAGGAGCUGUCGUCGCGUCUCGCCGGCGCCGAGGCGAUCCAGGGCGGCUGGCAAUCGGCCAGCACCGGUCCCGAGGCCCAGGAGCAGCUCGACCAGCUGCAAAAGUUCGGCGAGCGCUUGGGCCCCAUACAGAGGCUCAUCGACGAGGCCAACGAGCAGGCGAGCGCCUUUGCCUCGAGCAACGUCAUCGUGUCCCACGCACUCCUCGCCAAGCUCGACGACCUCAAUGCCAGGUGGAAGGCGCUGCAAGUGGCGGUAGACGAGCGGUACAAGCAGCUGAGCGGUUUGGGCAAGAAUGGCAGCACCCCGGGCAGCCAGGCUUUCCUCGCGAGCAGCGUCGAGGCACCGUGGGAGAGAGCCCUCACGCCCGCCAAAGUGCCUUACUACAUCAACCACCAAUUGGAGACGACGCAUUGGGACCAUCCGAAGAUGAUCGAGCUCAUGUCCUCGCUGGCCGAUCUCAACGAGGUUCGGUUCUCCGCGUACAGGACGGCCAUGAAGCUCAGAACGGUGCAGAAGCGACUUGGCCUGGACGUGCUGGGUCUUUCGACGGCGCUCGAGCAAUUCGAUACGCACGGGCUGCGCGCGCAAAACGACAAACUCAUCGACAUACCCGACAUGGUGACGGUACUCACCUCGAUUUACGAGCACAUAGCCACGGAAAAUUCGAACCAGGUUUCGGUGCCUCUGUGCGUCGAUCUCGCGAUCAAUUGGCUGCUCAACGUUUACGACAGCCAACGAACUGGUCAAAUCCGUGUUUUGUCCUUCAAAGUGGGACUGGUGUUGUUGUGUAAGGGUCACCUGGAAGAAAAGUACAGAUAUCUGUUUCGACUGAUCGCCGAUCCGAACCGAUUGGUGGACCAGCGCAAGCUGGGCCUUCUGUUGCACGAUUGCAUCCAGGUCCCGCGUCAGCUCGGCGAGGUGGCCGCGUUCGGUGGUUCGAACAUCGAGCCGUCGGUGAGAAGUUGUUUCGAAAAAGCCGGCAAAGACAAGAAUGAGAUCGAAGCCGUGCACUUUCUCAGUUGGCUGCAACAGGAGCCCCAGAGUAUGGUCUGGCUGCCCGUGCUGCACAGAUUAUCCGCGGCUGAAAGCGCCAAGCACCAAGCCAAGUGCAACAUAUGCAAGGAGUACCCGAUCGUGGGGUUCAGGUAUCGGUGUCUCAAGUGCUUCAACUUCGACAUGUGCCAGAACUGCUUCUUCUCCGGCAAAAAGGCCAAGAAUCACAAGCUGACGCAUCCCAUGCAGGAGUACUGCACGGCGACAACAUCGGGCGAGGACGUGCGCGACUUUACGCGCGCCCUGCGCAACAAAUUCAAAUCGAAGCGCUACUUCAAGAAACACCCCCGGGUGGGCUACCUGCCCGUUCAAACGGUCCUCGAGGGUGACGCGCUCGAGAGUCCAGCUCCUUCGCCCCAACACAGCUCGCUCAGCCAAGACAUGCACUCGCAGCUCGAGAUCUACGCCUCGCGGCUCGCGGAAGUCGAGCUGUCGCGCACACGCAGCAAUUCGACACCGGACAGCGACGACGAGCAUCAGCUCAUCGCCCAUUACUGCCAGAGUCUCAACGGCGGCGACGGCAUCAACGUACCGCGUAGUCCUGUUCAGGUGAUGGCGGCGAUAGACGCUGAGCAGCGCGAAGAGCUGGAGGCGAUGAUACGCGAACUCGAGGAGGAAAACGCGACGCUACAGGCCGAGUACGAAAGGCUACGCUCGAAACAGACGCCAGGCUCGACGCCAGAAGACGGUGUUCACGGAGUCCGGCAGCCGGACUGUGAUAUGAUAGCCGAAGCAAAGCUGCUGCGCCAGCACAAGGGUAGACUCGAGGCUCGCAUGCAGAUACUCGAGGACCAUAACCGACAGCUCGAGGCUCAGCUGCAGAGACUCAGACAGUUGCUCGAUGAGCCGAAUGCUGCGUCACCGUCUAAGACUGGAACAUUGCAGACGCGAAGCGUGACUGCGUCCCAAUUGGCGACCGAUUCUCCUGCAAAAAUGAAUGGCCACUACCACGAUUCCCCAGGUGGUGGCGCGGGCGAGGACCGUGUAAGCAGCUUAGAGAGACCACCGCCGCCUCCUCAUUCUCACAGCGUUAAUCAUAAUGUGGGCAACCUCUUACACAUGGCAGAGGAUUUGAGCAAAGCAGUUGGGGAUUUAGUAACAGUAAUGACUGAGGACAGCAGUAACAGGUCAGACUCGAAUGGCCAGUCGCAGCAGCAGUCAAAGCACCAACGAGCCCCGCCACCGGCAUUCAAGCAGUGAAAUGUGUCGAAUACGCAAAAAAUAAUUUUAACGACAUUUAUACAUAUAUAAAUAUACAUGUAUUAAGGCAAGAAUAUACCACAAAACGAUGUAGUAGCAGCAACAACAACAACAACAACAGAGCAUAACAUACUUACACACUUACACACACUUA
This is a messenger RNA of Copidosoma floridanum, 11236 nucleotides long. RefSeq names its product dystrophin. The record is from RefSeq and is a predicted model, not a curated record. Gene Ontology annotation, biological process: synaptic signaling. Lineage: Eukaryota; Metazoa; Arthropoda; Insecta; Hymenoptera; Encyrtidae. Gene Ontology annotation, molecular function: zinc ion binding; protein binding. Gene Ontology annotation, cellular component: plasma membrane.